AUGGUCGACGGGUUCCGCGAGGAACACAAACCGCAUGCGGACGUACUCGCGGCCGGACGAGUCCGUCUUAGGGUGGUACUCGAGCUUGAGCAGCCCCGUGAGGCGCACAUCCAUGCCCGCCUCUUCCUUCGUCUCCCGGAUCGCGGCGGCUUCGGGGGUUUCGCCGGCGUCGACGCGACCGCCGGGCAGCCAGUAGCCCGAACAUGCAAACUCCUGGACCAACAGGAAAUGCUUCGUCACGGGAUGCCGACACACCACGAGCGCAAAGCAGUACAAAGUGGACUCGGGAUUGCGGAAUUCGCUGGGGAGGUCGCCGCGGCCAGGUGGGCCGUGCGCGUUGUGAAGGUGGACUUGGAAAGGCGUGGACCCGCGGUAGGACUUGCCUUGCUUGUCCAAGCAUAUGGGGCAGGGGAGGUCCGUUCGGUUCUUCUCGUUGAUGUGAUGGAGGGGACAAUGGAUCCACAGCGCGUCUUCCGUGAGACCGGACUUGCCGCAGAAAGGGCAUGCAUAGUGUUGGUGGCGCCGCGUAGUCGACGAGCUCGACAUCGCAAGUUCUGCGUCUUCUUCGGCGGAAAGUUUGAGCAGAACGCUUGUCAACGCGUCCACGGAAUUGGUGACCAUGGACGCACCGUCGGUGAAGCAUCGAUACCGCCGCAUGGGGUGGUCCGUAAUGUGCGGCGAGAACACGCACAGGAAGAGCUGUCGACUCAUCUGACGCAACGCGCGCAGAAGCUUCAAAAGAGCGUCCAUUGGAAACGUAGCCACGACGCGGAGGAUCACCAAGUGCACCUUGUGUAA
Aphanomyces astaci is the source of this 798-nucleotide messenger RNA. RefSeq lists its product as hypothetical. The coding region runs from base 1 to 798 and encodes 265 amino acids. The transcript has a single exon. NCBI's taxonomy places the organism in Eukaryota, Oomycota, Saprolegniomycetes, Saprolegniales, Verrucalvaceae. The record is from RefSeq and is a predicted model, not a curated record.